Molecule: messenger RNA, 338 nt
Organism: Danio rerio (zebrafish)
Lineage: Eukaryota; Metazoa; Chordata; Actinopteri; Cypriniformes; Danionidae
Gene: pnpt1
Product: polyribonucleotide nucleotidyltransferase 1
Source: RefSeq, marked provisional
CCUGCCAGGAGCAGCAGCUGGAGUUCGGCGCCAUUUACACAGCCACCAUCACUGAGAUCAGGGAUGUGGGUGUGAUGGUGAAGCUGUAUCCCAACAUGAGUCCGGUUCUGCUGCACAACUCACAGCUGGACCACAAGCGGAUUCAGCACCCCAGCGCUCUCGGCCUGGAUGUGGGUCAGCAGAUACAGGUGAAGUAUUUCGGCCGUGACCCGACAGACGGCAGGAUGAGGCUCUCCCGGAAGGUGCUGCUGUCCCCGACGGCCACGCUGGCCAAGAGUCUGAGCGAGAGACACAGCAUCUCUGUGGGAUCCUCCAGCCAGAACCCCGCCGACCCGUAG